This is a messenger RNA of Ananas comosus (pineapple), 1637 nucleotides long. RefSeq names its product probable sodium/metabolite cotransporter BASS3, chloroplastic. Gene Ontology annotation, cellular component: membrane. The record is from RefSeq and is a predicted model, not a curated record. The coding region runs from base 84 to 1373 and encodes 429 amino acids. The transcript is spliced from 5 exons. NCBI's taxonomy places the organism in Eukaryota, Viridiplantae, Streptophyta, Magnoliopsida, Poales, Bromeliaceae.
UUAUCUUUUCAAAAAAAAAAAAACAAAAAACAAAAAUAAAACCGUCCCCGGGUUUCCCCCCCACGCACACGCGCUCCGCUCCGAUGGCCGCGCUCUCCUGCGCCUGCGGCGGCGCGCGGCCGCCGCUCCCUCUCCCUAGCCGUCCGUACGCCGCGGUGCGGCGGUCGCCGCCGCCGGCGAGCGUGCCGUGGGCCGGCCGUCGCCAGCGCGCGGCGGCGAGAGCGCCGGCGGGCGGCGGCGCGGAUGAGCGGACUCCGAGGAGGGGGUGGGCGGCGGCGGCGUGCUCGGCGUCGUCGCCGUUCCCGAGCCUCGGGAGGGUCGGGUGGCACCGCCGGGAGGGGAACGCCUCGCUCCUCUCCUUCGGCGGCGGAGGGCGCGCGGCGGCGGCGGCGGCGGCGGCGGCGGGGGAGGACGCGGCGGCGCAGGCGCUCUCGGGGCUGCUCCCCUUCGUCGUCGCCGCCACCGCCGUCGCCGCCCUCGCGAACCCCGCCACGUUCUCCUGGGUUUCAAAAGAGUAUUAUGCCCCUGCCCUGGGAGGAAUCAUGCUUUCUAUAGGAAUCAAACUAUCUGUUGAUGAUUUUGCCCUUGCUUUCAAGAGACCUUUGCCGCUCUCUGUUGGGUUUCUCGCACAAUACAUGCUUAAGCCACUUUUGGGCUUUCUGAUAGCAAAAGCUUUUAGGAUUCCGCCUACGUUCUAUGCUGGUUUCGUUCUUACCUGUUGUGUUGCGGGUGCACAGCUCUCAAGCUAUGCUAGUUUCUUGAGCAAAGGGGACGUGGCCUUGAGUAUUUUAUUAACCAGCUGCUCAACGAUAUCUUCGGUCAUUGUUACACCUCUACUUACGGGGCUUCUAAUUGGCUCUGUGGUUCCGGUUGAUGGAGUUGCUAUGUCCAAGUCAAUUUUGCAGGUAGUUCUAGUUCCAAUAUCGCUGGGGCUUCUCCUCAACACUUACGCAAAAGCUGUGGUGAAUGUCGUGCAGCCCAUAAUGCCGUUUGUUGCUAUGUUUUGCACUUCGCUGUGCAUCGGAAGCCCUCUUGCAAUUAACCGUAGUAAAAUCCUUUCUUCGGAGGGCUUCCUACUGCUCGUCCCCAUAUUGACUUUCCACAUUGUCGCUUUCAUGUUGGGUUACUGGUUUUCCAAGUUGCCAUUCUUGAGGCAAGAUGAGCCGGUGUGUCGGACCAUUUCGCUCUGCACGGGGAUGCAGAGCUCGACCCUAGCAGGCCUCCUUGCCACACAGUUCCUCGGCAGCAGCCACGCCGUACCCGCUGCCUGCUCUGUCGUCGUCAUGGCCAUAAUGGGUUUAUGCCUCGCCUCUUUCUGGGGCAGUGGUUCGCGCAUCAGAGACUUUCCAGUUCUCUCAUUUCGUCAAACUUAAAGACGGCCUUAUAACAUGCUAUAGAUAUUCUACAGUAGAAGUGGGUGGAAAAAAAUAUGUUGUAAGACCUGCUCUCACUGUACAGCAGAAGCUGGGGGUGUUAGUAGGAUAUUGAAGUCGAUAUCGUCACAGUUUUGAAUUCGAGAGAGAAGAGCCAUGUAGGUUCAGCAUUCGCACCUCGACAAGGUACGUGUUCUGUAUAUACUUGUUAUUGUUUAGGUUAAAAUAAAAGAGGUGCUUUACAUCUAGCGCGAGUUCCUUCCA